Messenger RNA from Syngnathus acus (greater pipefish), 7045 nucleotides. It is a transcript of the gene fer1l4, whose product is annotated as fer-1 like family member 4. NCBI's taxonomy places the organism in Eukaryota, Metazoa, Chordata, Actinopteri, Syngnathiformes, Syngnathidae. Bases 306 to 6476 code for a protein of 2056 amino acids. Gene Ontology annotation, biological process: plasma membrane organization. Gene Ontology annotation, cellular component: membrane. The record is from RefSeq and is a predicted model, not a curated record. The transcript is spliced from 50 exons.
CAGCCAAUCGCAGGGCACACAGUGACAAACAACCAUCUGCACCCGCACUCACACCUACAGGCAGUUUGGAGUGCUCAAUCGGCCUACCAGGCCUACCAAGCAUGGUUUUCGGAUGUGGGAGGAAGCCCACGCAGGCGAAAACAUGCGAUCAAAGGAGGAAACUAGUCAAGCCAGUCGAGUAUCAUUGCCCGGUCAAACAUGAGAUUGGAUGGGACCAGCCCCAACCAACACGCCAACAUCAAAGCAUGAGCUGACAUUGAGACCUUGAGACAUGUAGACAGGCGCCAUCCUCCAGCUCCUUCGCUAUGUCCAUCAGCGUGAACGUGAGGAAGGUGUCCAACCUUCCCGGAGGAUCCCUGCGAAGAGUGGAGCUCUCCUUUAGAGGAUUCACCCAGAAGAGCCGAGUGAUGCACAGUGAUGGUGUGGCUGUCUUCAAUGAACAUUUCCGCUGGCCUCACUAUGGUAAAGUCAUCCGACAUGAAGUGUUGACCAUCAGAGUUUACAACUUCAGUAAAGUCUUUUCCAAUAGACUGCUGGGCAAGCUGGUUGUGGGCCUCCAGCACAUUGUUACAUCAGGGAGGCUGUUGCUACAGGAACCACUCACGGAUGGCAACCAUCUCCUGACUGAUAUCUAUGUGGAGUUGGACGUGCACUACAAUCCUGUGGAGGGCGCCGCAGGAGGCUGGGAGGGACAGGAUUUCAUCAGCGUGGGCGACCAAGCUGAAUUGUCGCUGGGCUUCGUCAACGAAGCCUUUGAGGAUGAAGAGAGAGCGGGCCCUCGGCUGUUGAGUCGUCCGGAGAGGGAGCUGGAGAGGGAGGCUCGGCAUCUGGGACGCAAGCUCAUCGUGGUGCAGGGCGGCCUGGAUGAUGAGGACGACCUACAUGACUACGACGACUAUGACGAAGACGAGCUGCUGGAGACGGAGGCGUGCGACAUCAUCUUCGCUCCCUUGAUGAGUCGUUCCAGGCCACUGUCAAGACGUGUCGCCGCAGCCAUACCAAAAGCUCAAAGCUUCCAGGUGAACGUCAACAUCCUGGAAGCUCAGAAACUGGCGGGCGUUAACAUCAACCCAGUCGUGUUGAUCCGGGUGGGGCAGCAGAAGAAACACACGGCCACGCAAAAGUCCACCAACUUUCCCUUUUACAACGAGAACUUUCAGUUUGAGUUCCACGAGACUCCACACGUUCUCUUUGACAAGGUCAUCGAGAUCAAGGUAUACCACCGCCGCAUGCUGGCCUUCCUCAUGAGCCACGUGGGAAGCUUCAAAAUGGACAUCGCCACCGUCUUCCAGCAGCCAGAGCACCGCUUCUACCAGAAAUGGGCUCCGCUCAGCGACCCGGCCGACACCCGAUCGGGGGCCAAGGGCUACGUGAAGGCCACCCUCAGCGUCCUGAUGAAGGGCGAGGCUCUGAGUGCCCCAAGCCUGCCGCCUGACAUGCCCAACACCAACCAGGACAUUGACAAGAAUCUGAUGCUUCCUCGCGGGAUGCCUUCCGAGCGCCCGUGGGCUCGAUUCCUGCUGCGGGUCUACAUGGCGGAGGGUCUGCCCACCAUGGAUGCCGGCUUGAUGGGCCAAAUGUCCAAAGUCACGGAGCGAAUGGUCUUCAUUGACCCUUACGUCCAAGUCACCUUUGCUGGACAACAGGGGGAGACGUCUGUCGCUCGCGCCACCAGCUCUCCGCUUUGGAACGAAGAGAUCUCCUUCGUGGAGCAGUUUCCUCCUCUAGCCCAGCGGAUCAGAGUCCAGGUCCUUGACGACUCCAAGAUGGGGGACGUUGCUCUGGCCACUCACUUCCUGGACCUGCGGCAGAUUUCAGACCCCACAAGGAAUGGUUUCAAACCUACCUUUGGACCGUGCUGGGUCAAUCUUUACGGUUCUCCUCGGAACUCCACCCUCGGAGAUGUCCACCAGGCUUUGAACCAGGGCCUCGGAGAGGGAAUCUUCUACCGCGGGCGAAUCCUUUUGGCGCUCUGUGUAGAGAUUUACUCGUCGCCGUCCGCUGUCGCCCCCGACUCCAGCUCGGCUCCGUUAGCGAGGGUGAAAGGAACGCUGGGCCGGUUGGGAUUGAGGAAGACACAAGGCAGCAAGAAGGAGAAGAGCAAGGAAGGUGAGGAAGCUUCCAGCCGAUUGAGCGACGAGUCAGGCGGGGCAGGAGUGGAGGUGCCAGAGGCGGUGACUGUGGAUGUAGAGGAGAUUCACCCACUCCCUGAGGGUUUCCUCGGGGGGAAAGAAGACUUUCUACUCUUUGCAUCUUUGUUUGAGGUCACCAUGAUGGAUCCAUCAGUAGGCAGCAGGCCCGUGGUCUUUGAACUUUCCAUAGGAAAUUGGGGUAAGGCGAUUAAAGGCAGGCCAUCCAGGAAGAGCCAGAUUCAGGAAGAGGUGCAAGCAAGCCACCGAGAGCUGAGCCAAAGCCAGGAGGACGCCGGUGAGGAGGCGCAAGGGCUGCUGGAGUCCGAGGAGGAGCCGGACACCGAGGCGGUGCCGAGUCCCCAACACGAGAACAGAUCUGUGUCCGAACCCCUGAGGCCGCAGCCCACUGAGUACGACGGGUCGUUCCAGUGCAUCCCGCUGCAGGCCCCCUGGGAGAAACACAAGCCGUGUUUGUUUGUCUGGAGUCAGUUUGAAGACCACAGCUUUCGUCUGUACCAAAGCAACUGGCUCAGCAAGAUGGCGGACAGGCUGGAGAUCGGUCUGGACCAGGUGGAGCUUCUCGGGCGGAGGGCUCGCAGUGGCAUCAAGGAGCGCCUAGUGCAUGUGCUGCUGGAGCUGGUUACGUCCUGCAAGCAGUUCCGACUGUUCUCAGAUCGGCGUGCUCAGUUUCGUCCCAACAAUCUGGACACGUGCAGGAAAGACUUCAUCAGGAAAUAUUUGGUUCUGGUGGCCAGGCGGGCUACGAGGAUCAGGCACAGCAUAACCAGGCGAAGGCUCAAACAGCAAGUGACGGAUGUCAAAAAACUCUUGAGCAAACUUCGACAGCUGGCCCAAGAGCCCCAGAACACCAUCCCCGAUGUCUUCUUGUGGUUGCUGAGUGGAAGCAAACGUUUGGCCUACGUCAGGAUACCAGCUCGCUCCGUCAUCUUCUCGUUGGUGGAGGACCAGAGGGGGCGGGACUGCGGUCGGGUCACCACCCUCUACAUGAAGUCUCCGGGAGGUUCCACCAGUGAGAUUUUUGCCAAGCUAGAGGCGUACCUGUGGCUGGGUCAAGCCAAGUACAGCAAGGAGGCCAUUACCUCGCUCCCGGACGAGUUCCUGCCCGUUUACGAGGGGUCGCAGGAGGACCAGGAGGGGGGGGCAGCACUGGUCACCACGGGAACCAGGAGGAUGCCCGUCAAACUGCACUGCCAGGACAGCCGCUACUUCCAGCUGCGAUGUCACCUCUACCAAGCGCACGGCUUGAUGGCGGCCAACGACAACGGCCUUUCCGAUCCCUUCGCCAAGGUGCUCUUCUCCACGCAGUGUCAGAUGACCAAGGUGUCGUCCAACACGCUGUCCCCAGCGUGGUGCGAGUGUUUGCUGUUUGAGCGCGUCCUGCUGGAGGGCACGAUGGAGGACCUGGGGCACGACCCUCCUCUGGUCAUCAUCCACAUCUUGGACUACGACGCCGUGGGCGGCCCCAAGCUUCUGGGCCGAGCGUUCGCCGAGCCCGAGUUGAAACCGGCGGAGGCGCUCUACCGGAAGCCCCAUCUGCGCUUCUUUGACAUCAGCAUGGGGAGGGCGCCGGCCGGAGAGCUGCUGGCCGCCUUCGAGCUCAUCGAGCUGGACUACUCGUCUUUCGGCGAGCCGUCCCUCCCAGGCAGCGUGGACCCUCGGGAGCUGACCUACUGGCCAGAGCGGCGCUGCUACGACAUCCCGGAGGGGGUCAGGCCGCUCCUCAGGAGCUUCAAAAUUGAGGUGCUUUUCUGGGGCUUGCGCGAGCUGAAGCGUGUGCAGCUCUUUGAGGUGGAGCACCCCCUGGUGAAGUUGGAAUGCGCCGGACAGCAGCUGGAAUCCCAGGAGCUAGAGAGCUACAAGACCCACGCCAACUUCAGGGAGCCUGUGCGCUUCCUCCACGUGAAGCUGCCGGACCAGGCCUACCUCCACCCUCCUCUGAUGCUGUCUGUCGUGGAGCGCAGAGCGUUCGGACGGCAGGUCCUGAUCGGGACCCACGUGGUCCGAUGCCUCCUGGACUUCGCUCCGCCUGGGCUCUGGGACGAGCCGGAUGACGAAGAGGACGAGCCGAAACCCAAAGAGAAGAAGACAGCCCCGCUGAUGGCAAAGACCAGCGCACUGAAGUCACUGAAGAAGAUAAAGCUGGGCAACCUGUCAAUCAAAGAGUCUGUCAUUCCCAAUGCCGCCAUCAAGCUGAUCAACGGUCCUCUCAAGAAGCUGCUGAAGGCCGAGGAUGAGGAGCUGGAGGAGGACGUGCCGGAAAACCAGGAGCUGGACUGGUGGUCCAAGUACUACGCCUCCCUGGAAGAGCUGGACAGACAGGCUACUGAGGAGCUGAAGAAGAAGGAGGAGGAGGAGGAGGAACAAGAUCAAGGAACCGAGGGAGUAAACGAGAGAAAGGCAGAAGAAGCGGCGGUGCAGGUGGAGCCUCCCAAGCGCAAGAAGAUGGCCACGCUGAAGUUGUACGCCAGCGACUUGGAGGCGGAGUUCAGUCAGUUCCAGGACUGGCUGCAGACCUUCCCACUCCUCAAAGGCCGAGCCAUUGGCGAGGACGCCGACGAGGACCGGGACGAGCGUCUGACGGGAAAGUACAAGGGUUCCUUCCUGGUCUACCCGAUCGAUUCGGACGAGGAAGACGACGAGGUCGAGUGUCGGAUCGACAAAGGGAUCCCCCAAAACACGGCGCUCAAGGUGCUGGUCCGCGUCUACGUCGUCAAGGGCAGCAAUCUGGCUCCGGCCGAUCCCAACGGCAAAGCCGACCCGUACCUGGUGGUCUCCGUUGGCAAGCAGAGUCGAGACACCAGGGAGUGCUACAUCCCCAAACAACUCAACCCCGUCUUUGGAGAGGUCUUUGAAGUGACAGCGUGCUUCCCUCUGGAGACGGAGCUGCUGGUGAGGGUGAUGGACCACGACAUGGUGGGCACGGACGACGUGAUCGGGGAGACCCGGGUGGACCUGGAGAACCGAUUCUACAGCCGCCACCGCGCCACUUGCGGCCUGGCCCUCUACUACGACACCGAGGGUUACAACGCGUGGCGAGAUGCCAAGAAGCCCUCCGUCAUCCUGUCCGAGCUCUGUAAGAAUAACGGCAUUCCGCCCCCGGAAUAUAGACUCAUGGAGGUCAAAGUCCUCAACAAAAUCUUCAAGAUCCCAACCGAUGCCGUCCCCGAAGAUUUGCUAAAGAAGACGGCACCUUCGGCCGAGGAGGAGGCAGCGUUGGAGGAGCACGCAGCCGUCAGCGUGCUGCGACGUUGGGACCAGAUGAGCGAGUUUGUCCCAGGAGCGGUCGCACUGGUCCCUGAGCACGUGGAAAUCCGCUCACUCGUCAAGCACGACAAGCCCGGACUUCCGCAGGGCUACCUCCACAUGUGGGUGGACAUGUUCCCCACGGACGUUCCUGCACCGCCACCCGUGGACAUCAAGCCCCGAUUGCCCUUCCAGUACGAGCUGCGUGUGAUCAUCUGGAACACGGACGACGUCUUCCUGGAUGACAUCAACCCGUUCACCGGCGAAGCCUCGUCCGACAUCUAUGUCAAAGGUUGGAUUCGCGGCCUGGAAGGCGACAAGCAGGAGACGGACGUCCACUUCAACUCAUUGAGCGGGGAGGGGAACUUCAACUGGAGAUUUGUCUUCCGCUUUGACUACCUGCCCACCGAGAAAGAGGUGGUGUUCAAGCGCAAGGAGUCCUUCUUCUCUCUGGAGGACUCGGAGUUUCGCCAGCCGGCCAUCCUCACGCUUCAGAUUUGGGACUACGAUCACAUCUCGGCCAACGACUUCCUCGGCUCGUUGGAGCUGCGCCUGGAUGACAUGGUGCGCGGCGCCAAGUCGGCCGAAAAGUGCACUGUGCAGAUGGCCAAGGAGCGCGCCGGCCCGCGGGCCUCCAUCUUCCGCAGCAAGAAGUUGAAGGGCUGGUGGCCCCUCACCUGCCGCCAGACGCCCGACGACCUGCAACGCCAGGAGGCCAAGUUCCGCCAGAAGAAGAAAGGCGUCAAGACAGACGACGUCUGCUUCACCGACACCGAUGGAAGCGUCCACAUGCUCAUGGGCAAGGUGGAGGCAGAACUCCAGUUGGUAAUGUUGGAGCAUGCCGAGGCCAAUCCGGUCGGACAAGGCCGCAAGGAACCAGAACCUCUGGACAAACCAAACCGUCCGACCAUCACCUUCGAAUGGUUCCUCAACCCCAUCAAGACCUUUGUCUUCCUCAUCUGGAGGAAGUUCAAGAAGUUUAUCGUGGCCUUGAUGUUUCUGGCUGUGGUGGCGCUCUUCCUGGGCCUGCUGGUGUACACGCUGCCGCAACAAAUCACGCAGCGCCUCGUCACGGGAUGAACGGCGGCGGCGCUGGAGUCAAGUUUGACGUUUUGGCCAAGUGCAAGCCAAACCCAAGUCAACCUUUUGCAGACUUUUGGAAGUGCUGUUGGUGCACCGCGCAUGCUUGCUUCUGCUUGUCACGCAUUAAUUCCACGUUGCUUAAACAUGUGCUCACUCACCGGGCAGAGCCCCAACGUUUUGGACCAGAACCCACCCAAAGUCACUCAGGUAGAACGUGACCCCAGAAAUCCUACCUGCAUCUCAUACACAUUGUCUAAAGAGUUUUAUCUGAUGACUCCAUUCAUUGAUGUGACGAUCGCUUGAAUAGGCCUGCAAUUCUGUUUCUUCACCUUCUUUGUAAUAUUUCCCUGUUUUAGUUCAAAGUGACUCAUAGGACCUUUGACCUACUUUCUGAUUCAUUUUCAAUCUCAUUCAUUUUUUUAUUGGCAUACUUUUUCAUGGAUUUUGUAAAAUGCAUGGUUUUUAAAUGUAUCAGUCUCCCAACCAUAUUUAAUAUUUCAAUAUUAAUUUUAGUCCGUAAUUUACUUUUAAAAAGUGUAUUUUCAUUUUUUGUGUGGAGUGACUAA